Molecule: messenger RNA, 1138 nt
Organism: Microplitis demolitor
Lineage: Eukaryota; Metazoa; Arthropoda; Insecta; Hymenoptera; Braconidae
Product: G patch domain-containing protein 11
Exons: 3
Coding region: 247-1059 (270 amino acids)
Cellular component (GO): kinetochore
Molecular function (GO): nucleic acid binding
Source: RefSeq, a predicted model, not a curated record
AAAAAUACGCGGUAAAAAUUAAAAAUAAAAAAUUGGUUCAAUUUAAUUAAUAGUUUUUUUUUUUAAUUUAAUUUAAUUUAUUUGUUAAAUAUUAAAAUUUUCUAUUGCUUCCGACUUUCAUUUUUCAUUAUUGCGCAACAAAUGCGCGCAUGUCAUUAUAAUUUUUGGAUCAAUGUUUUUAAAACGAUUAUAACAUCUAACGUUUUUUAUUUUAUGUUUAUUAACGCAUAACACAAGAAAGAGGUCAUGUCUGAUGAAGAUGACUACAUGUCAGAUAAAUUCAUUGAAAGUCUUCAAGAAAAGGCGGGUAAAAGUUCAACGAGUUUGAUUUAUAAGCAGUCUGAAAAAAGGCGACUUGAAAUAGCGAAGAGAAAAGCUGAUAAUGAUGCCAGAAUUAGAGAAAAAAAUAAAUCAUCUCGGGUUAUGGAGAAAGAAAUGAGAGACAAACAAUUGUCGGAGGAAUUGACUUCUGAUAAUAAGGGAUUUGAAAUGUUAAUGAAAAUGGGGUAUAAACCUGGUCAAGGUAUUGGUAAAAACUUAAGUGGUUUAUCGGAGCCAAUACCGAUAAAUAUUAAAGCUGACAGACUAGGUCUUGGUAAGGCUGGUAAAAAUAAUUCAGCGUUGGUAAAUAAAAAGAAAAUAAAUCCAACGGCGAAGUUGGAGAGUAUGAAGACUAAUGAUUUUCGUGAUAGAAUGGCGAUGAAAAAAUUACAACAGUUGUUGGAGAUCGAUUUAGUUAAAAGCCAAAAAGUGUGCGAACAGUUGGAUACUAAAUGCGGUAUCAGCGAACCUGUUGAGAUCUGGUACUGGCCUAAGGUAGAAAAAGAAAAAGAGCCUGAUGAUGAAAACUGUAGUAAAAAUGAUGGAGGAACAGGAGAUCAAGACAAUGAUGAAGAUGAUAGUGAUGAUGAUGAUGGACUUUCUACUACGGAAAAAUUACAAGUUGUAACAAAAUACUUGAGAGAUAGAUAUUUUUAUUGUAUUUGGUGUGGUACUGAUUAUAAUGACAAUGAUGAUUUAGUUAAUAAUUGUCCGGGAGAUACGCGGAAUGAUCAUUAAUAUAAAUAUUUUAUUUAUUUAAAUACAAGUCUGAGCUUUAUUUAUUUUAAUCUAAACCUUCUAUCACUUAUUGAAUUUU